Molecule: messenger RNA, 2142 nt
Organism: Neltuma alba
Lineage: Eukaryota; Viridiplantae; Streptophyta; Magnoliopsida; Fabales; Fabaceae
Product: DEAD-box ATP-dependent RNA helicase 1-like
Exons: 10
Coding region: 195-1748 (517 amino acids)
Molecular function (GO): nucleic acid binding; ATP binding
Source: RefSeq, a predicted model, not a curated record
GCUGCUGCUGCUCAGCUCGUGUUCUCAAUCCCUCGGCUCGGCUCGCUGUCGCGUCUCACCGUCACGUUCGCGUUCACUCUCAAGUCUCAGCCUCUCUGCCGUUCUCGAAGUCUUAUAUGACUGCCGUUCUCAGCGCCGUUUUUGCCCUUUAGCUCCUCAUUUGUUGAAGGGUUUUGGUGUUGAAGGAAGUCAAGAUGGGUGAGCGGAAGCAAAGUGUGCCAGUUCUGCCAUGGAUGCGGGACCCUGUUGAUGUGACUCUAUCUGAAGAAUGCCCUCUUGAAUGUGUUCCUUGUCUUCACCCCAAGCUGAAGUUGGCAUUGCAGAAUAUGGGCAUCUCUAGGCUCUUUCCUGUGCAAAUUGCAGUUUGGGAGGAGACAGUUGGGCCUGGUAAUUUUGAGCGAGACCUUUGUAUAAAUUCUCCCACUGGAAGUGGAAAAACUUUAGCUUAUGCUCUGCCAAUUGUGCAAAUGCUUUCAAACCGUGUUGUAAAAUGCUUGCGAGCUUUAGUGGUGGUGCCCACUCGUGAUCUUGCUUUACAGGUCAAAGAAGUUUUUGAUGCCAUUGCGUCUCCGUUAGGUUUACAUGUUGGCUUGGCUGUUGGUCAAUCUUCAAUAGCUGAUGAGAUUUCUAAGCUUGUGGACAUACCAGGAUAUGAGGUAGGCAUGUGUUACGAUCCAGAAGAUAUAUCUCUUAGUUAUCAACUGGGCUUCCAAAGUAAGGUGGAUAUAUUGGUAGCUACCCCUGGAAGGCUCAUGGAUCACAUCACCACCACUAAAGGGUUUACACUUGAGCAUCUUUAUUAUCUUGUGGUUGAUGAAACAGAUCGGCUUCUCCGGGAGGCCUACCAAUCGUGGUUACCUACUGUAUUGGAACUAACUCGAUCUAAGGACAAGAAUAGUUAUCCACUUGCUGGUUCAGUUCUUCGUAAUUCAUUUAGUGCAUUAAGCACUAGAAGGAGAUGUGGGGUUGAGAGGGGAUUUAAAGAUAAACCUUACCCCAGGUUGGCAAAGAUGGUUCUAUCUGCAACAAUAACCCAGGACCCAGGAAAGCUUGUUCAACUUGAUCUACAUCACCCAGUAUUCUUGAAAGCUGGGCAAAUGCGUUAUAGGCUUCCAGAAAAUUUGGAAUCACUCAAAGUGAUCUGCGAAACAAAGGUCAAACCCUUGUAUUUGGCUGCCCUUUUAAAAUCACUGGGAGGAGAAAAAUGCAUAGUUUUCACAAAAUCUGUGGAUUCAACGCAUCAUCUAUGCAAAUUACUGAACUAUUUCAGUGAUCUUCAAAUUAAGAUCAAGGAGUAUUCUAGUCUUCGACGUCAACAUGUGAGAAGUAAGACAUUGAAGGAAUUUCGGAAAGGGGAGUUUCAAGUGCUUGUGUCUUCUGAUGCAAUGACUCGUGGAAUGGAUGUUGAAGGGGUGAGAAAUGUUGUUAAUUAUGACAUGCCAAAAUACAUAAAGACUUAUGUUCAUCGAGCUGGUAGGACGGCAAGAGCUGGGCAUACUGGGCGUUGCUUCACACUGCUGUCCAAAGAUGAGGCUAGACGAUUUAAGAAGUUGUUGCAGAAGGCUGAUAAUAGUUCUUGCUGUGAACACUUUCUGCCCUCCAGUUUGAUUGAAGAACUACAUGCUACUUACCAAUCAGCGCUGAAAAAAUUUAAAGAGACAGUUUCGGAAGCCCGAAAGAAACCCAAGAUCAGUUCAGAGACUUCUCAAGCAAACAAAACAAGUGAAAAAGAUCAUAGAGGGGAAUAGCUGCUCAUCCACCGUCACAUAAAAGAAUAGCUUAUUAUUUAGAGAAAAUCUCAGUAAGCCAUGGAGAAUGUCUGAUGGAGUUUGAGAUCCUAUCCCACAUGGCAUCCCAUGUGGCACUUACGUGGCAAGGGGCAACAUAUAUGGCAUGCAAAUCAAGGGGCAUUUGCGGAGAUGAACAAGUAGGAGGUCCAAUGACCAAAAGAGGCCCUCGAAGAACUAAGAUGCUAAAGGGCUGUGUUCCCUAAAAUAUUUUUCAAGCUUCAUGAUUUUUCAAGUGUUGUUACCAGAUCUAAAUGGUAUGGAGCACCAUAUAGGAAUACUUACAAACAAGCUCAAGUAUAAAAAUUCAUAUGUUACACUUAUUUUUAAAGUGUUUUAAGAUUGUUGAUAGAAA